UUUUAAAUCCCCCCUUCUUUCUCUCUCUCCUUCUCUCUAGAACUAAAGAGCCGUUAGAGAGAAAGCAAAGAAAUACACAGACCAUAUUCACACACAGAAGGAGAGACAAACACAAACAAUGGCGACAAAUAUCGGCAUGAUGGAUUCGGCUUACUUUGUUGGUAGAUCGGAGAUUCUCUCUUGGAUCAACUCCACUCUUCGACUCAACCUCUCCAAAGUCGAAGAGGCAUGUUCCGGUGCGGUUCAUUGCCAACUGAUGGAUGCGGUUCAUCCAGGGAUGGUCCCCAUGCACAAAGUCAACUUUGAUGCCAAGAACGAGUACGAGAUGAUUCAAAACUACAAGGUCCUUCAAGAUGUCUUCAACAAGCUUAAGAUCACCAAGCAUAUUGAGGUGAGCAAGCUGGUUAAAGGAAGGCCGCUUGAUAACUUGGAAUUCAUGCAGUGGAUGAAGAGGUACUGCGACUCUCUUAACGGAGGCCUUAUGCAUAGUUAUAACCCAUUGGAAAGGAGAGAAGCUAGCAAAGGAGGGAAGGAAGUAAGCAAGAAAUCUGCAGCAUCACACUCUACAGCCAAAGGUUCGACAGCGGCUUCAAAAGCUCAGUCCUCACACAAUGCAAGAAGGAAUGAUGCAUCCUCUGCAAACCCUACAAAUCAAGCAAUUAAGGCUUCAAAACCUUCUGUUGCAGUGCCAGCAUAUGAUGAACAGAUCACAGAGUUGAAGCUGUCAGUGGAUAGCCUUGAGAAAGAGAGGGACUUCUACUUUGCAAAGUUGAGAGAUAUCGAAAUUUUGUGUCAGAGUCCUGAGUUUGAACGCUUGCCUAUUGUAUUAGCAAUUCAAAGGAUUCUGUAUGCUACAGAUGAUGAUGCAUCGGUGGUGGCAGAUGCUCAAGCCAUGUUGUCUCAGCAAGAGAAGGAAGCAGAACCAUUGAGUCCCAUUGCCGAGGCAUCAGAAGAGAAAGCAAGUUCAGAUACUCAGAAGAGGAAAAACAUUGUGAAUCUUGAUGUUGAUGCUGUUGGCAUCUCAAACUUGUCUCCAAGGCAACGGCUUUCUGAUGUUUCUGAUGUCCAUUGCAGUGGGUCACCUCUUAUGACCUACUGAUGAACUCAAAUUUUAGGGAUUAAAAACGCAGUUUUACCUACAAUAUCAUGCUUUUGAUCUUAGGGAAUAUUUCUAUUAGAGAGUAUGCUUCUUAUACAAUAGUGUAAAACCUUUCAAUAAAAUUCUGUAUGUACUUCUGCUUUUCUAUUAUUGUGUUUGAUUUGUAAAAUUUUUUGAGAACUCCAACUCUCCGGUGCUGAUUUUCAGUUUCUGGUCCAUUUUUCAUGCUCUAUCUGACAUUGGUUUUUAGUUAUAGUUGGAGAAUUUAAUA
Messenger RNA from Pistacia vera, 1370 nucleotides. RefSeq names its product microtubule-associated protein RP/EB family member 1C. The coding region runs from base 119 to 1099 and encodes 326 amino acids. Gene Ontology annotation, biological process: protein localization to microtubule plus-end; spindle assembly; regulation of microtubule polymerization or depolymerization. The record is from RefSeq and is a predicted model, not a curated record. Gene Ontology annotation, molecular function: microtubule plus-end binding. Gene Ontology annotation, cellular component: microtubule organizing center; spindle midzone; cytoplasmic microtubule. The transcript has 6 exons. Lineage: Eukaryota; Viridiplantae; Streptophyta; Magnoliopsida; Sapindales; Anacardiaceae.